Talaromyces marneffei is the source of this 258-nucleotide messenger RNA. RefSeq lists its product as uncharacterized. The record is from RefSeq and is a predicted model, not a curated record. The transcript has a single exon. The coding region runs from base 1 to 258 and encodes 85 amino acids. Lineage: Eukaryota; Fungi; Ascomycota; Eurotiomycetes; Eurotiales; Trichocomaceae.
AUGUCAUCAUCAUCCACAAAAUCCCUGGGCACACAAUCCCUUAACCAAAAGGGGAGCAGCAGCAGCAGCAGCAAUACCUACACGAAGCAGGCGAUAACUCCCGACGCUGUCGGAGAGGAAGACGAGCUUGACCUAAAUUGGAUACAGAAGAAGUAUACAGAGUUGCAAGAGAAGGGAAUCCCCGAGAAGGAGCAAACGAGGAAAAAACAGUGGGAUGACAUGGAGGAAAUUGAUAGUUUCCGUCUGGCGGCUGACUAG